Messenger RNA from Brienomyrus brachyistius, 3364 nucleotides. RefSeq names its product RNA-binding protein MEX3B-like. Lineage: Eukaryota; Metazoa; Chordata; Actinopteri; Osteoglossiformes; Mormyridae. The record is from RefSeq and is a predicted model, not a curated record. The coding region runs from base 205 to 1971 and encodes 588 amino acids. The transcript is spliced from 3 exons. Gene Ontology annotation, molecular function: RNA binding.
UUGGUGCGUGCGGGCAAACGGACAGAGCAGCGUGCAUCCUGGCGAGACAAAGGUGGAGAACGGAAAGAGGGGAAACCACAAUCUAGAUACAGGUAUAUUGAGUUCACGUGUGCACAAAAACACCGAAGCUGUUCAAAACUGAGUCGUUUUGGGGCAAGGCUAAGCACGAUUCCGCCUGAAGUCUCAUGUUCGGACCUGUACGCGAUGCCUAGUCCUAUAUUCCACCCGGAGUUUAUGGAUCGUGAGAUGAUGGUUAGCGGCCAGCGCGCGGGACUCAGCCUCACUGGGGAAAUCGAGUUGGAGCCAGCGGACGAACAACAUCAGGAAGCGCUGCGAAUUGCCUUCGACCAGCUAUCACUCAUGGAAAAGGCGAAUUGUGGUGUUGGAGGCCUCGGCGAUUCCCUUGACGCUGCGGGCUCCAUUUCCGAGGUUUGUAAUAACGUAGGAGGAGGAUAUGUCGGUUUGGCGAUACUGGAACCUGCCGACGGUGGUUCGCUUGGAUCCCCGACUUCCUGCUCUCCUUCCCCGGAAUACUACGGCCCUGGUGGAUACCACAUGGUCGGCUCGCAUAGUCAGCCGAUGGAGCCUAACUGCAGCAGAAAGAGGAGCGUUAAUAUGACUGAAUGCGUACCCGUGCCGAGCUCGGAACAUGUUGCCGAAAUUGUCGGGAGACAAGGCUGCAAGAUCAAGGCCCUACGUGCAAAGACCAACACAUACAUUAAGACCCCAGUUCGCGGAGAACCACCUGUGUUCAUCGUGACAGGGCGCCGGGAAGAUGUCGAGAUGGCCAAAUGCGAGAUUCUAUCUGCAGCCGAGCAUUUCUCUAUGAUUCGCGCGUCUCGCUGCAAGGCAGGAUCUCCAGGAGCGGGGGGGACUCUGUCGGGGCCCCCUAAUCUGCCAGGGCAAAUCACCAUCCAGGUGCGGGUGCCGUAUCGCGUGGUGGGACUGGUGGUGGGGCCCAAGGGGGCCACUAUCAAGCGCAUCCAGCAGCAGACUCAAACCUACAUAGUUACACCGAGUCGGGAGAAGGACCCGGUGUUUGAGGUGACGGGCAUGCCCGACAAUGUGGAAAGGGCCCGGGAGGAGAUCGAGACGCACAUCACACUGCGCACCGGUGCCUUCAUCAACCUGCAGGGCGACACCGACUUCCACAGCAACGGCACCGAUGUCAGUCUGGAGGGCCUCGGGUCUUUGAGCCUCAGUGCCCCUUUGUGGUCCAAGUCUAGGCACCUGCCCACGUCGGCCGCCCCCCUGCGCCACUCGGGCCGGAAGGCUGCACGGGGCUCAUUCCACAACGGCUUGAGCCCUGAGCAUUCUGAUGGGCCCCGCGGGGCGCCGGAGGCCAGCUGCCCAACAAGUCCUUUUUGCGCUGGUAGCAAGUUCAGCUUCAACGGGGAGUCCAACGGGGCUUUGGUGAGCCAGACUGCCGAGGAGCUUGGCUUCGAGUUCGGCAGUGCCAACAUCUGGGCUCCCCUAGCAAGCGGAGCCCAGCAGCGGCGUGACAGCGGGGCCCUUAGUGUGGACGCUGCGACGCCAUGUCUGUCACCCACUCUGCCUGGUGACUCCGCCCCCCUGGAGCAGCCGCUGGCUCGCCGUGCUCAGAGUGACCCGCUCGGCACCCUCUCUUGGCUCCAGGCUGGCGGCGUGAGCACCUGCUUCUCCGCCGCCAGCAGCAGCAGCGGAGGCAGCACCACUGGCUAUUCCUCCUGCUCUGGUGGCUCUCCCACUGAUUCCGAGGGUGGGGUUACGGCCCCAGGGCCGCUGGGCCAAUCGAGGGGUCGACCCACGGUGGCGGGGAUGACCGGCAGGCACUGCUGCGUGUGCUUUGAGAGUGAGGUGACAGCGGCCUUGGUGCCGUGUGGACAUAACCUCUUCUGCAUGGACUGUGCUGGCCAAAUCUGCCAGUCCUCCAAUCCAGAGUGCCCAGAGUGUCAGUCUCCCGUCACGCAGUGCAUGCGCAUCUUCUCUUAGUGUCCAGCAGAGGGAGCCAUUCGGAAGUCUGUCCUAACCAAACGACUGCCGUACGCAAGCUGUGAACAUGCUGUAGGAGGGACUCAAGAACAUUUUUAGCAAUGACACUAAAACUGUUAUUAUACAAAUGAUACUAUUCUUCACCAUAAUAAUGUUAUCAAUAAGCAAUGCUGCCUGAUGUGAGUGGUGGAUCAUUCUAUAGAAAAUUUCAAAAUUGAAUUUUUGGGUGCAAAUACCCAAACGUCUUAUUUUCUUCAGGCAUCGUUCUUAUGUAUUUGCCGUUUUGCUGUCAUUCAUUUAGAUUAAUGUUGUUUUUUUUCUUGCUACAGAUCUCUGCAGGUAUUUCACCCAAAAAUUCAGUUAAGGAUUUUGUUACUUGGAGCUAUUUUUUCAAUUAUGCUGUGAAGGUCUGAUGCACUUCUUACGUUUUUUUUUUCCAAGUUUAUUUCCUAAGUGGAAAAUAAUCAAAUGUUUUGGUAAAAUAUUUUUUUAAAGAGUUCUAUCCUGUAUAAAUGUUUUACUUGAUAUCAUGUUGACCUGAACUAAGGGGAAAUAUUUGUGACAGUAGUGCAGGCACAGUAGAAGAUGAAAGUGCUUGUUGUUGGACAGUUAGUUUGAUGGCUAAGUGUGUAUUGCUGGGUUCUCAGAAUGACCUUUGGGUACAGCCAUAACCUUGUCACUUUGUUGCGUUUGCGUAUCGCGACGUUCAACAUGACAGCACAUUCGCACACGUCUGACCAAAACUUGUAUAUUUGAUUUUGAUAUAACUACACAGAAAACUCAAUACCUGAUUUGUAGUAGGGUUCUCGUGUAAGUUCUGACUAACCGCCAUGAGCAUAUCACCGUUCUCCGAGCUUCCCUUUUUAUUUGCCGAGUUAACGUCCUGGUUCUGUGCGGUAGCUUCCUGCUGCUGUGCUUUUCCAUGGUGAGUCGGUCCGCUUCAGCAUCUCUCCCCUCAUGACAUUCUGGAGGGCUGAGAGAAUCAGGCCACCUACCAAAUUCGUUUGGCUCUUUUUUUUUUUUUUGUCAUUCGUUAACUUGCUUACAUUAUUGAGGAGAAACUUGCUGCUUAUCAGUUCACUAACAGAUCAACGUGUGCAGCCUUUUAAACUAAAAAAUUGUAUAGAUUUUAUUAAAUUCUUGCACAUGUUUCAUGCAGUGGAAUUCUCCCAGUGGUGUUGCGGUGUUGCUUUUGUUUUCAGGGGCACAACAGAUAACACUUUGAGGUACUUGGCUGUAGGUCGGUUUUGUAUCAGUUUACAUGUGUUCUUGAAGAUCAUAGACGUUUGGAUUGAUGAUUUUUUUUUAAUGCACUGCAAAGGGUCUCAGAAAGCGACACACAAGAAACCUCACUUCUCUCUACGCUGAAAUUAAAAUCUGCCGACUGUAUGGA